Molecule: messenger RNA, 1818 nt
Organism: Sinocyclocheilus rhinocerous
Lineage: Eukaryota; Metazoa; Chordata; Actinopteri; Cypriniformes; Cyprinidae
Product: sestrin-3-like
Exons: 8
Coding region: 254-1453 (399 amino acids)
Biological process (GO): cellular response to leucine starvation; regulation of response to reactive oxygen species; positive regulation of macroautophagy
Cellular component (GO): nucleus
Molecular function (GO): oxidoreductase activity, acting on peroxide as acceptor; L-leucine binding
Source: RefSeq, a predicted model, not a curated record
CCGUCACAAAAAAAAUAAAAAAUCCAGUACUAAAAAUUGAUUGGCCUUCGCUUCACUCUUAGACCCACCUCACUAACUCUCUGAUUGGACGGCAUCACUGUGGCAGUGUCAGUCAAUAGUUUUUUCGCUCAGUGACACUGCGGCUGUAUGUCCGGACAUGUAGAUCUCAUAGCGGCUUGGCCUUUGUUAGCGAGUCGGUGAGAAGAACCAAGAAAGCCAGAGGAGCCGCAUUCAUGCGCUUACAGGGAGGAAAAUGAUCAUCUGCACGAAAAACAUGGAUUAUCGCCUUGGAACACAGUACCAGUUUGUUCAAAAUCAGGUGAUGGUGAACUCUGAGAAAGACCGUGCUUCUCUCUUGUGUAUGAAGGCUCUGGCCAACAGGGGGCAUCUGGACAUGGUGUCUCAGCAGAUGGCCUCUCACCCACAGUACCUGGAAAGUUUCCUGCGCACACAGCACUACAUCCUCUAUAUGGAUGGCCCAUUGCCCCUGCACUACCGCCACUACAUUGCCAUCAUGGCUGCGGCGCGGCAUCACUGUAGGUACCUGGUGUCUCUGCACUCGGCUCAGUUUCUGCGGGUUGGCGGAGACCCGUUAUGGCUUCAGGGGUUAGAGGCUGCACCCCCGCGUCUACGGCACCUUGAUCACAUCAACAAGGUCCUGGCCCAUCAGCCUUGGCUCACGGCACGCUCGCACAUACAGGCUCUGCUCAAGACGGGGGAGCAGUGCUGGUCUCUGGCUGAGCUCGUCCAGGCCGUGGUUCUGCUGGCCCACUGUCACUCCCUCUGCAGUUUCGUUUUCGGUUCUGGUUCUUCCUUAGACUCCAGCUGUGAAGUUGCUUGCCUUCGAGAACAAAUUCAAAAAUCACAGGAGGAGAUCAAGGAAAGAAAAGGAGACCAACUCCAUUCACAGACACUCCCACAUGCAGAUGUGGAGGAGGAGGACGAGGCGAUGUUCUCCGCAGACCCCUCCUGCUUCGUUACAGACCCAGAAUUCUGCUACCAGGAAUUUGCCAGACGGGAGGAGGACCAUUUCCAAGUAUUCCGGGUGCAGGACUAUUCAUGGGAGGAUCACGGCUUCUCGUUGGUGAACAGGCUCUACUCUGAUAUAGGGCACUUGUUAGACGAGCGAUUCCGCAAUGUGGCCUCCCUCCCUUUCCCUCACAGCCCCGAUCUCAAACGAGCCAUCUGGAACUACAUUCAUUGCAUCUAUGGCAUCAGAUAUGAUGACUACGAUUAUGGGGAAGUCAGCCGGUUACUGGAGCGUGGACUGAAACUUUAUAUUAAAGCUGUGGCCUGCUAUCCUGACUCCAGCAAGACCCCUCUAUGCCCACUGUCCUGCGCCCCUGUCAAAGCUUCAGACAAGGUUCAUGUAAAUUUGUUAGUGAUGGAGGCACGUCUGCAGGCCGAGCUGCUGUACGCGCUCAGAGCCAUCACUCAAUACAUGAUCGCAUAGGACACGAGCGUUCAGCGCCACAGAGGGACAUGGUACAAAGAAAUACAAGCAGAGAUCUGUCUCUCCGUCUCUGUAUUUGUUGUCUCUGAGUUUACCGGUGUGACGUAAGGUACUGCUGUGAAACAUUUCUGUGCCAGAGGUGAAACUUUAGACGAAAAAAGGUGUAAAGCAGUCGCUCUCACUGUCCUUUGCAUGUGUUUCUCCUACUUUAUUUUGUUUCUGUAGUUGUCCUUUUGUGUGCGGACUCUUCUUUUUCUACCUUUCCUUUUUUUUUUUAGUAUCUUUAUCCCGGAUGGUUAAUGUGCAAUUACUUUUAUUCAGUUAUUGUUGUUAUUAAUAUUUUCCCAUUUGUGUGUUUUUUGUUU